UCGGUGAUCGCACCGAUCGGACGUGCGCGUAUCGACAUAUUGUUUUUUUUUUUUCGGCAUAUUCCCAUGGAAUAUGGAAACGCACAUAUCUUUCGGCGUUCCAAGACAUUCCUACCGCGCCCCACUUUAUCGGUACUCACACACUAUUCAUUAAUUGUCACGUGCGCAUGGUGUUUACUGUUUAUGAAUCGUUGGUUUGUCACUAUCAAACAAACGGUUGUUAAAUACCGAAUUACAAAACCGUUUUCGAUUAUACGGCGGCCGUGAGAAUUAUCGGUUCUGUGGAGAUUAUAAUAUAAUGUGUUUUAUGGUUUACACCCUAUAAAUAUGAACACGUAAUUAUAUAUCGAGUUGGAAUGUUCAAAUAGAUACCACAUUAUAUUUUAGUUCAUUGAUUUAUUUUACAUUAUUCAGAUUAGAGCAAUUUCAUUUAUCUAUCAUGGAACAACCAGAUUUAAAGUAUUUAAAGACGGUUAUACGGAGUAUUUUAACUAGCUCUCCGAGUAAUAUGACAAUUUCUCAAAUGUUAAAUGAAUACCCUAACUAUGAAGGUGUAAAAUUACCAUUUAAGCAUUUGGGGUUCAAGACUGUUUAUGAAUUACUAGAAAAUAUGUCUGAUGUUUUAAGAAUACCGCCGAACCCAAAUAUGAACUCAUUUAUUACACUUAUUGUUGAUCAAAAAACUUCACAUCUCAGAGAACUUGUUGUAAAUCAAAAAACUAAAAGACAACGUCCUAAAAGAAAUACUUCCACCCUAAGAAGUAGUAAUAAUCACGUGCCGAAGUGUUCCAAUUAUAGAUCUCGUUAUAACAAUAAUCAUAGAAAUGAGUAUACCACUCUUACUAGAUCUGAAUUUAAUACUCCUAGAAAUGAAUAUAGCACUCCUAGAAAUGAAUAUAGCACUCCUAGAAAUGAAUAUAGCACUCCUAGAAAUGAAUUUAGCACUCCUAGAAAAGAAUAUAGCACUCCAAGGUCUGAUACCAGUGCUCGUGGAUAUGACCAUGUUAAAAUCAAAUCUUUUAACUCAAAACCUAAAGGUACUGUGACAACAAAUCUCAAGAGUAGUAUAGAAAAUCUAUGCAAUACUUUAGAAAUAGUAAGCAUUAAUACAUUAAAGAAUUAUCUAAUAAAUCAUCCUGAUUAUAAGAAAAUGGGUACAAGUAAUAUUGAAGAAUCUAUAAAUAUGUUAAAAUAUUUUAUCUAUAUUGAUAGAGGAGGAGUACAUCUUAAAGAUUCUCCAUUUGAAAUAUUUCCAUCCAAGACAUCUGAUUUAAGAAAAUACACAAUGCCAACAUCUGCGAGUUUCCUGAAUAGUAUUGUUGAUGAAAACCAGGAAAUGUCAUAUUGUGAGCAAAAUGAUGAUUAUUUUGAUGAAAUGAAUGAUUCAAGUUCUGAAAACCUAUAUGAACCUGAAAAUGAAUACAAAAUAAACCAAAAAUCUAUCAGCACAGCGCAUCAUGGUAACACAAAUUUGCCGAAUGGUAUUUCCCCACAAUAUGCUGAAAGUUGUCAGAAGUUGUGCACUGAUGAUUCAUUGUCAGAACUAGAUGGACCAAAUCAGUCAACAGCUCAGAACUUGGUUAAUAUGUUCAAAACAGGUUUGAAUGAUUCAGUGUCAAAAAAUAAUGACUUAGUUCCAACUAAAAAUAAUGUUAAAAAUAGAUUGAUGUCGCCAACAGUUCAACAGUUCACUACUAAACCUUUUCAUCAUAAAAUUGUGUCCAAAAUAGAAUGUGAAGCAAAUAGAGAUAUGAAAAAUUCUAAAACACAAAAGGAUGAUUAUAAAAGUGCCAUUGUUGCUAUUAUAGCUAGAUCUGAUGAACCAAUUACUGUAAAUAAAGUAUUAGCCAUAUUUAAAAAAGAACGAGGUUAUACUUUUCCAUUUCAAAAAUUUUCAUGUGGAACAUACAUGGAUUUUUUUCGUCUGUAUCCAGAUAUGUUUAGAUUGGAUAAUCAAUGUUCCACCAACAGUAUUGUUAGUUUAGAAAAACAAAUUACGUUGAAACCAAGAAAAACGACUAUUAGAAAAUACUUAACUAAAGCAUCCAUAUUUAACAAUGCUGCAGUUACCAAUUCAAAAAACAAAUUGUUAAAUGACAGUAAGUGUAUAGCUCAACUUUUAUCAGACGAAAGUGAUAAUCAGAAAAAUAAAGAUCCCAUUAUUGAUAUUUCAUGCCAAGCACAUUCUGUAAAGUCAAUAGAGUCAUAUGAAAUGUAUGACUCUGAUACAAUAUUGGACACAAUGAAAGUAAAAAUGCGCCGUAUUUUAACUAAAUAUAAAGAUGGUAUAUUGUGUAAUGAUUUUAUGGAUAUUUAUGGUAAAGAAUAUAACAGUUAUUUUAAUUUUUCUGAAUAUGGAUUUCGAAGCAUGAGAGAUAUGGCAUACAAGUUACCAUCUGUAUUUUAUGUAAAAGUAACUGAUGAUGACCAUGAAUGUAUUCUAUUUGAAGCUGAUAAACGAAGUGAACUAGAAAAUAACGAUCCAUCACUAUAUUAUAAAAAUAUUCCGAAGACUAUAUUGUGUAAUCUUUCAAACUUCUUUAAUAAGUAUCCGUAUGGUGUCAAAUUCAAUGAAUUGAUGUCUUUAUAUUGUUCAGAAUAUGGCCGAGCUUAUGAACCAUUAAAGUAUGGAUAUUCUUCUGAAAAACACAUGUUCGAAUGUUUAGAUAAAAUGGUUGAAAUAGAAAAUAAUGAGCUGUUUACUGUAGAUGCUUUUGCCUAUACAACAUGGUUGAAAAAUAAAGAUCCUAUAGAUAACUAUGCUAACAAUUCAGUUGUAUUGCCGGAUCAUGAUUUUCUAUUGCAUUACUCUGGCAAGGAUAUCUGCAAUGGAAGAUUUAAGUAUUCUAAAGUUAAGUUGCCCGAUGAAAAAUGUAUAAAAGUCAUAGUUGCUGAAAUUUACAACCCAAGUUCAUUUUACAUUCAAUUAUCAGCAGAAGUCAAUAACCUGAAUAGUUUCAUGGAUAGAUUGCAAGUUUAUUACAAUGAAAAUGAAGAAAAGUACAAAGUUAUACCAAAACUAAUUCUUCCAGAAUUAGCAUGUACUUCAUGUUUUGAAGAUUCCAAUCUGUGGCACAGGGCUAUAGUAUUAAAAAUAAUUGAUGAAGAAAAUGUGAAAUUAUUAUAUGUUGAUUACGGAUCAAUUGAAAUAGUACCAAAAACAAAUGUAAGACUUUUAGCAUCACAAUUUGGGGCAUAUCCUACUCAAGCAGUGCAUUGUGGUUUGUACAAUUUUAAUGAAUUAAAUUAUCCACGAGAAAUAAGUGAAUCUUUUGCUGAAAACACUGAGAACCAUGUGUUAGAAGCACGGUUUCAUCCACCAACAUCUGAAGAUGAUUCUCAAAAAAUGAUUGUAACAUUAUUUUUGAAUACUAUACACGAAAGAAUUAAUAUAAACAACAAAUGUUCUAAAGAAAUGAUAAAUCAAUUAAAUAAAAAUCAAGAAUCCGUUAGGAGGAUGAUUUAUAGAUUAAUGCAAGAAUAAGAAAAGUAAAGCAACACGAAAACAGAAUGUUCUUUGUUUACUAAAUAUUUAAUUUAAUUUAGUUUAAUUGUUUGAAAUAUAGUUAUACUAUAUUAUUUCAUGUAUAUUUGCAUUAUUUGAAGUAUGUAAUUAAUUACUAACAUAUUUAAAAAUGAAAAGUUUGCUCAUUAUUAUAUAGAAUUGAUUUGUUGAAAGUGUUUUAUAUAUGUAUCUAUUUAUACAUAUCAUAUAAAUAGUUACGUAUUUUAACUGAUUUUGUUAGUUACUACAUUUUUUGACUUGAUAAUAAAAAUUGAUUUAAUAUUAUUUUUGUAUUUAUUUUUAUUUGUGAAUGGUAAAUUUGUAGUUGGAAAAUUGUAUUAGGGUAUAUGAUUUUUUGAGUUAUGCCGUCUUGUCAAGUGAAUUCCAAAAAUAAAAAGACAUGAAGUAUGUAACUAAUCAUUUUAUUGUUAUUAGUUGUAUGAAAAAUAAAACAAAAGAUAAUGUUAAAUAUUAUUA
Messenger RNA from Rhopalosiphum padi (bird cherry-oat aphid), 3982 nucleotides. RefSeq lists its product as uncharacterized. The record is from RefSeq and is a predicted model, not a curated record. Lineage: Eukaryota; Metazoa; Arthropoda; Insecta; Hemiptera; Aphididae. The transcript is spliced from 21 exons. The coding region runs from base 440 to 3484 and encodes 1014 amino acids.